UAUAGCGUCCUUGCCCAUUAUCAUAGAUCAUUAGAAAGUCUCUUGAAAAUUCAAUAAGCGUGAAAUAAAUAAACAUACAUGUAACACAUCAAGCAAAGAAGAUUUAUUAACCUGAAAAAUGCAUACCAUGUUCUUUCUGGACGAACAUUUGUGUGGAAGGUAAACUCAGAUUAUUUUCUUAAAACGCAGAUGAAGAAAAUUAUUUUGAAAACAUUUAAAGUUAACUAUUAUAAAAGACUGUCAAAAUGUGAACUAAUUAAUCACAAAAUGGAAUUAACUGUGUUGAUCUUAUCUGGAUAUUUUUUCUAUGAGUGUGGAGGACUACAAAUUUCUCUUUCAAAUCAGUAUUAUGGAAACGUAAAAAUAGACGGAAGUUUUGUUUGUGGUGGAGAGAAUGUUUUCUCAUACAAAGAGGCCACCAUGCUAUGUCGCCAUCUUGGAUUUUCUGGAGGCGUACCAUUGCCGAGUGGCAAGAUGGAGGUAUCGUUUCCAAUCGGAAUAAAGUGUUCUGGCAACGAAUCUUCCAUAACUCAGUGCAAUACCUCGAGUUUACUUUGUCCGUCCGCCAGUGCGUGGGAAGAAGAAAAGACUGGAGUAGCACGAAUUUUGUGCUAUGAAAAUGGCGGGGAAAGUGAAGGAAAAGUGAAUCUUAAAUCAGGUUUUGGUCGGGUGACAGUUAGUCAGUUUGGACUUAGUGCUUCCGUUUGCGCAGACUCGUGGACAGACACAGAGGCUUUCGUUACGUGCAAAAUGUUUGGAUUUAAAAAUGGAAUAGCGUUUGAUAUAAACAAGAGUGCUCGAGAUGAAUUCGUACUCUUUGGUAAAGUCACGUGUUUCGGCAAUGAGUCGUCCUUUUUCGACUGUUACUCACAGGGCACGGAAUGCAGGGAAUCGUACGCUGUGAAUGCAGGGGUUCUUUGUUACAACAAAUAUGCACCAUACAUUCAGUUCAAUGGAGAACUCGGACUGUACGAAGUCGUGAUUGACAACUACACCGUGAUGUAUUGCUCGCAGACGCACUUCUAUCCUCCAAGUGCGCACGCGCCACAUACAGACAACCCUAAUAAUGCUAUACCGUGCGGAAACAUCGUUAUUUUAGAUCACAAAAUAAGAAAAACAGCUGACAGCACGGGAGUAUCUUUCCCUCAGAGAAAACUCUGCAAAGCACAAGCGACGCCCAGAUAUAAUUGUAUAGGAGGCUGGAGAUACAGUUCCGAAUGGAAAAAGAAACAUCCCGAAAGUUUUAUGUGCGGGAAACCUUGGGUUUCCUCGGGAACAUUGUUUACAUGCUAAUAUUACGCAAUUACUUUAAAACAUAUGAUGGAAAGUAAAUUUACAUACACGUAUUCAUAAUGCAUAUUUUUAAAACUAAAACUUCGCUAUGUUGUGUAUAAUUUGGUUACUGUAAUAUCACAUAUUUUCGUAGGGUCAAUUUUUCGUAGUUUUAGUAAAAACUCUUGGUUCGUGGAGAUUUGAAUUCGUGGAUGAAGAAUUGUUGAGUAGUUAUGUAUUUGAGUAUUUAACAUUCCUGGUGGAUAUAAAUUCGUGGGUCUCUUCAUACAUCGAAAAUUAAACCCCCACGAAAAUUUUUGAUUCCAAAGUACUCUCCUUUUUUUUCUUCAAAUUUUUAAUCUUUGGUAAUUAUGAUAAUUGUUAUUUUUAAAAAGUAUGUGCAACAUUAAGUUUUCAUACCGUGUCCAUUUGCAUAAAAGCAUGAUACAGAAGAUUACAUUUUGUGUAUAGAUCAUUUUUUAAAUGAACAACAAACCAUUUUAGAUGUUUUAUAAUUUUUUUUUAAGUUUAGCUUCUUUAAUAUAAGAUUACCUCCUACAUGUCAAAUAUCCACAAUAUUCACCAAAUGGGAAACAACAUAUUAAAAAAACAGUACUAGUGGUGUCUUCUAGUCAUCAUUUGGGAAGAACGGAACUCUGUGCCGUAUGAUAUUGCUCCAUACCAAGGAUUUUUCCAUUUACGUGACCCAUAAACUCCAUUUAAAUAGACGUUA
This is a messenger RNA of Saccostrea cuccullata (small rock oyster), 2005 nucleotides long. RefSeq names its product scavenger receptor cysteine-rich type 1 protein M160-like. Lineage: Eukaryota; Metazoa; Mollusca; Bivalvia; Ostreida; Ostreidae. The record is from RefSeq and is a predicted model, not a curated record. The transcript is spliced from 6 exons. The coding region runs from base 190 to 1293 and encodes 367 amino acids. Gene Ontology annotation, cellular component: membrane.